AUGGAGACCUUGCUUGACUACCGCCAGGGAGCCAAUCACGUCACUGAGCAGCUUCAAACAACUGCUAAAUUGCAUGUUAUCUCUUACGCCUACGACGCUGUUUCCGACAAAGCGAGUGUGGAGAUGCUUUCCAAAGUUGUCUCCCCACAGGACGGAAAGAUCAUGAGUGCCAUACCCAAAGCGGACGAGGAUAUCGGGGGGAUCACGCUGUUGGGAUUCAAUGCUGGCUCUAUCCACGCCCCGGCAAAAGAGGGAAUUCGGGUGGGGGAUGCAGAGUUUGGUACCAGCAUUUACAAUUUGGUCAGUCUUGGCCUUGGCCACGGCUGGUUUUCGGGACAUCCUUACGAAGUUGUUCAAGGAGGGCUAAAUAGACUUGAGCGCGCUUUGAAGGAUCUCGAGGGGGGUUAUGAGUCCGCGAAGAAGUAUGUUCUGCGCCUCGCGGAAACACCCGGGGUGUCCAAGGAUUAG
Penicillium manginii is the source of this 468-nucleotide messenger RNA. RefSeq names its product chaperonin 10-like protein. The record is from RefSeq and is a predicted model, not a curated record. The transcript has a single exon. Bases 1 to 468 code for a protein of 155 amino acids. Gene Ontology annotation, molecular function: oxidoreductase activity, acting on NAD(P)H. Lineage: Eukaryota; Fungi; Ascomycota; Eurotiomycetes; Eurotiales; Aspergillaceae.